CAGAACCAGUCGGACUCAAACAUCAGAACGAUUCGGCCGCGCGAUGGACAGUUAGUGAAGUCGGAAAUUAACGCGAAAGCAAAACACACAAAAAACGGUUUUUUUCCUAUUCUAUUUCUCUCAUACUUUAAACACUCACAUCCUCAACCGUACAUAUAAAUCCAAUAGGAUUUUUUUCUAUUAUACAACCUAUUAUUUUUUCCAAAUCCAUUUCGAAACGCAGCAGAAUCAAUCCUGCGUCCUCCUCUUCCGGCACAACACCAAAAAAUUAAAAACUUUUCCACCAGAGAGAAACUUAGAGAAAAUAAUCCAGUGAUUUUUGUAGUGCGCAACUUUUGGAUUACCAAAAUUUAUAUUUUUUUAUAUAUAAAUUCAAUAUAAUUGCAAACCUCGAAUACUUUGGAGAAAAUCUAUUUUCUCAAAAAACCAACCAAAUAAUAUAUAUAUAAAAAAAACCCUACGUACUUAAUCGAUUUAAUUAAUCCGUUGGAGAUUAGUUGUUUAAAAUCGAAUUUAUAUUCUAUCUGCACGUUCGAGGCGAAGCGAAAUCAUGGUUGAGAGAAUUCUAGAAGAAUCAGAGAGCAUCGAUACAGUAUCGAGUGGUGAUAGUGGACAUCCUCAUGAUGGGGGAGAGGGCAGCGGCGGUGAUAGUGGCGACCAAAUGGACGCCGAUAGCAGAGCCAGAGAGUUGGCCCGUCGCAAGGAAGAGGCCAAGAGACGUCGCCGCAAGAAGAAACGCACCGGAUCUUCCUUGGUCUCCUCUUGCUUCCAAGAGCUGUACAAAUUGACCGGUGAGAUACUGGGCGAAGGUGCUUACGCCAGCGUGCAGACCUGCGUCAACAUGUACACGGAUCAGGAAUUCGCUGUGAAAAUGAUUGAUAAGGUGCCGGGGCACGCGCGCGAUCGAGUCUUCCGUGAGGUGGAGACCUUUCAUCACUGUCAGGGACACCCGAACAUCAUCCAGCUCAGCGAGUUCUUCGAGGACGAGGACAAAUUCUAUCUAGUUUUUGAAAAAAUUAACGGUGGUCAAUUGCUGAGGAGGAUCCAGGAGCACAAGUGUUUCACUGAGGCGGCGGCAGCGGAGAUAGUGCGGGAGGUGGCGUCCGCACUGAGCUUCAUGCAUGCGAAGGGUAUAGCCCACAGGGAUCUGAAGCCGGAGAACAUCCUCUGCGUGCACAACGAUCGUCUGUGCCCGGUGAAGGUCUGCGAUUUGGACCUCGGCUCCGGAAUCCGUUUCCAGUCGAGCGUCUCGAGUCCACUCGCUACGCCGCAGCUGCUGACGCCGGUGGGAAGCGCCGAAUUCAUGGCCCCCGAAGUCGUGGAGGCCUUCAUCGGAGACGCGGACACCGCAGCGUACGACAAGCGGUGCGAUCUCUGGUCUCUGGGCGUCAUCAUGUACAUCCUUCUGUGCGGAUAUCCGCCGUUCUACGGGAAAUGCGGAGGCGACUGCGGCUGGGAACGCGGCGACAACUGCGCGAUGUGUCAGCAGCUGCUCUUCCAGAGCAUCCAGGACGGUCACUACGACUUCCCCGAAUCCGAGUGGAGCCACAUCUCCAAGGAGGCCAAGAACCUGAUCCAAUCUUUGCUAGUGAAGAGGGCCAGGUCUCGCCUGAGCGCCGCUGACGUCCUUCGUCAUCCCUGGUUGGAAUUCGCUGGAGACAUCGAUACUCUUCCAACAGCCGAGAUCAUCAAGAAGAACAACUCGGCGCGCGAACUGUCCCAGUUCGCCGAGAGCGCCAACAACGUUCACCGCGUCUACCAGCAGCACUUCAGCAUGCAGCUCAACUACUUGGAACGCCCAAACCUGUACCAGGCUCCGCCUCACGGCCUCAGCCCACCAUCCGAGAGCCUCCUUCUCCAACGACGACUCAAGUGCAGAUCCCUGGUACCGCCCACCUCCACCCCGACCAUCCAAAGUCCGACCGGCUGAAAACGAGCGAUUUACAUUUAACGCACGCAAAAUUACCAAAACCUUCGUCAAACUGAGUUAAAAAAAAGAUUACAAAAAAAAACCCGACCCCAAACAAAAAAAAAUAUUCAAAAACCUCAAAAAAAAAAAUUCAAAAUCCCAAAAAAAAAAAUAAUAUUGUACAUUCAGAAUAUUUCAUUAAUUUCCGUUUUUAAUCCGUUUUAAACUUAAGAGAUUUCAUUUCAGUUACCCCCUUUCUCCUUGCUAAAAAAAAAUUAAUAAUAAACCCACCCCUGACGCGAAACUACUAUUCGCACUUGGAUACGCUGUUUCUUCUCCGUUAAAAAAAAAUCUGUUUUUUUUGUAUUGUUCGUUGACUUCUUAAGUACUACUACCCAUUUUGUUACUGUUAAUAUGUACUAUUAUUAUUAUUAUUUUGUUUUUUUUUUAUUAUAUACGCGGCGCACGAAUUUACAUCAAGUCAAACUUGAAGUUGAUCCAACCACCACGAAGAAAAUUGUUAUAUAUAAA
Messenger RNA from Nicrophorus vespilloides, 2440 nucleotides. Its product is annotated as MAP kinase-interacting serine/threonine-protein kinase 1-like. The coding region runs from base 551 to 1930 and encodes 459 amino acids. Gene Ontology annotation, molecular function: calcium-dependent protein serine/threonine kinase activity; calcium/calmodulin-dependent protein kinase activity; calmodulin binding. Gene Ontology annotation, biological process: peptidyl-serine phosphorylation; protein autophosphorylation; intracellular signal transduction. The record is from RefSeq and is a predicted model, not a curated record. NCBI's taxonomy places the organism in Eukaryota, Metazoa, Arthropoda, Insecta, Coleoptera, Silphidae. Gene Ontology annotation, cellular component: cytoplasm; nucleus. The transcript has 4 exons.